UAUCAUGGGUAGGGCUGUUCGUAAAGCCGGAAACGUGUGUUGGCCAGAUGUCUACGCCGGUUCAAAUUAUUUUCGAUUUUCUUGCAUUCAUGACACGAGGCAUUCUGUUGGUUCAUAUUUGUCGUUUUUUCGUUCGGUUUACGUUGCAAUGUCAAUGUUGCGGCGGAGGGUUAUGUGGUACUAGCGGCACCUGGUGUACAGGUUAAGUCCCUCAGUUGCUCUGGUGUCACAACAUGACGACCUCGGGAUGCUUAGAUUGUCUUGACCUGGCCGAUUAUAAAUCUGAAGUGAGACUUGUUCUGGUACUACUCAUGACUCGUCACUUCGGGUUUGGGCAGUAACUGUUUGGCCCGCGGAAGCGAAGAUACAUGCUGCGCCUGGGCUCAACAUCCUAGACGAUUAACAACAGACAAAGUCCUUCCACACCACCACCAGCAUGCCACAGAACGAGUAUAUUGAGAGGCACCGAAAGUUGUAUGGUCGCCGGCUCGAUUAUGAAGAGCGUAAGAGGAAGAGGGAAGCUCGUGAGCCUAAGAAGAGGGCAGAGCAGGCCCGCAAGCUACGAGGUAUCAAGGCCAAGCUUUUCAACAAGGAGAGGCGCAAUGAGAAGAUUCAGAUGAAGAAGAAAAUUCAAGCACAUGAAGAGAAAAAGACAAAGAAGACAGAAGAGCAGCCUACAGAUGGAGCACUACCAGUGUACCUUUUGGAUCGUGAUGUCCAAUCCCGGGCCAAGAUUUUGUCGAACAUGAUCAAACAAAAGCGAAAGGAAAAGGCAGGAAAAUGGGAUGUUCCAAUCCCUAAGGUUAAAGCACAAGCAGAUUCAGAAGUGUUUAAGGUGCUUCGCUCUGGAAGAACAAAGCGUAAAGCUUGGAAGAGGAUGGUCACCAAAGUCACUUUCGUUGGAGAAGGGUUUACUCGUAAACCUCCUAAAUUUGAAAGAUUUAUUCGACCAAUGGCACUUAGGUUCAACAAGGCCCACGUCACACACCCAGAGCUUAAAGCUACUUUCCAUGUCCCAAUUAUUGGUGUUAAGAAGAAUCCUAGUUCACCCAUGUACACAUCAUUAGGUGUCAUUACCAAGGGUACUGUUAUUGAAGUUAAUAUUAGUGAAUUGGGUCUUGUAACUCAGGCUGGUAAGGUGGUUUGGGGUAAAUAUGCCCAGGUCACGAAUAACCCUGAAAAUGAUGGAUGUAUUAAUGCUGUCUUAAUUGUUUAAUUUUAGUUCUGUUGAAGCUGGUGUAAGAUUGACUGUACUGAAUCUUAAUUAUAAGGAAGUGACUUGUCAGAUUUCAAUAAAUGUUUUCAACCAA
This is a messenger RNA of Frankliniella occidentalis (western flower thrips), 1310 nucleotides long. RefSeq names its product ribosome biogenesis protein NSA2 homolog (gene Ip259). Lineage: Eukaryota; Metazoa; Arthropoda; Insecta; Thysanoptera; Thripidae. Gene Ontology annotation, biological process: maturation of LSU-rRNA; maturation of 5.8S rRNA. The transcript is spliced from 4 exons. The record is from RefSeq and is a predicted model, not a curated record. Gene Ontology annotation, cellular component: preribosome, large subunit precursor; nucleolus. The coding region runs from base 437 to 1216 and encodes 259 amino acids.